Nicotiana attenuata is the source of this 411-nucleotide messenger RNA. RefSeq lists its product as uncharacterized. The transcript is spliced from 2 exons. Lineage: Eukaryota; Viridiplantae; Streptophyta; Magnoliopsida; Solanales; Solanaceae. The coding region runs from base 1 to 411 and encodes 136 amino acids. The record is from RefSeq and is a predicted model, not a curated record.
AUGCCUUGGAGGAAACUGGUAUGCAAUAAUGGUGGAAUGCCAAACUGGACUUUUAUUCUUACAGAAGAAGAAAGCAUCGAGCAUUUGUUCUUCAAAUGCACCUUUGCAGAAUCAAUAUGGAUGAAACUAUUGCAAUGGAUGGGUAUCAAUAGACAAGCUAUGAAGUGGAGUCAAGAAGUAGUAUGGGCAUACAACAAUGCAAAAGGCAGAUCAGCAAAUGCUGAGAUAUAUAGAAUGGCUUUAGCUGGUUGUGUCUACUAUGUGUGGCAGGAGAGAAAUCACAGGAUUUUUAGAGCAAAGCAAAGGCAAGCAGGGAUAAUGAUAAAGCAGAUUAUACAAAUGAUAUGCGAAAGGGGCUAUAUGAUGUCAAGACUAAGAAGAAGACUUGAAGACUUGAACUUCUACCCAUGA